UCCGGUCGUUGCGCGUCUCCUGAGCAGACAUCAGACCGUCGCCUCGGUUCUCCGGUGUUUAUUCGUGAGAAGCGGCUCAUGAUGCGAGGUUUAUCGGUUCUUCAGCUGCUGCUCGUGACGCUGAGCGCGGGAGAAGCUCGGGAGAUCGGCGGCGGGAAUUUCCUGGAAGACGAGCAGCAGUGGCUCUCAACAGUCCACCGCUACAGCCGCACCGUGAAGCACUGGAACCGCUUCAGAGACGAAGUGGAGGAUGACUACAUCCGUACACUUGGAGGUCCACGGGCUUCAGAUGAAAGUGUGGACACCACGAAGGAUCCGUGUCAGAAGGUGAAGUGCAGCCGUCACAAGGUGUGUGUGGCUCAGGGAUAUCAGAGAGCGAUGUGUGUGAACCGCAGCAAACUCCAGCACAGAAUCAAAGAGUCUGGACUGAAGCCUCACGCUAACAACUGUAACCCCUGUUCAGAGACAACCUCGACACCUGUGUGUGGAUCAGACGGACACAACUACAACUCACAGUGUAAGCUGGAGCAGCAGGCGUGUUUGUCGGGGAAGGAUCUGUCCGUUCUGUGUUCUGGUUCUUGUCCUUGUAUCAGUCCUGGACUUCCUAAAGCAGAACCCAAGAUCAAGACAAAUCCAGAGACGUCACCCGAACCCAAACCAGAGCUCUGCACCGGUCAGGAUUUGGCAGAUUUGGGCGACAGACUCCGAGACUGGUUUCAGCUUCUCCACGGAAAUGCAAAACAGAACAACUCUGGAAGACAAAGCACAGCAUCAGUGUUUGACCGGGGGCUCGUGGCCGGCUGUAAGGACUCCAUUGGCUGGAUGUUCUCCAAGCUGGACACCAGUAAUGACCUGUUCCUGGAUCAGUCCGAGCUGGCCGCCAUAAACCUGGAGAAGUAUGAAGUGUGCAUCAGGCCCUUCUUUAACUCGUGCGACUCGUACCGCGACGGGAAGGUGUCCACAGCAGAAUGGUGCCUGUGCUUCUGGAGAGAGAAACCUCCAUGUCUGGCUGAAAUCGAGAGGAUUCAGAUACAAGAGCCAUCUAAGAGGAAACCGGGCAUGUACAUCCCCAGCUGUGAUGAGGACGGUUAUUACCGGAAGCUGCAGUGUGACCGCAGCCGCAGCGAGUGUUGGUGUGUCGACCCUCACGGAGCCGAGGCCCCGGGGUCCCGGAUCCACGGAAACCCUGACUGCGACGAGCUGCUCAGCUCCGGAGAUUUUAGCAGCGGCGUCGGCUGGGAGGACGAGGAGGAGAAAGACGUGGAUGAGAACGCAGAGGAAGAGGAGGAGGAGGAAGAGGAGUCUGACGACGGCGGGUACAUCUGGUAAAACAUCACCAGCGUCUGCUGUCCGGUGCACCUGAUCUACUCCUGCUUCCUGAAGCAUCCCACCAGCGGAUGAGUUUGCAUUUCAGUGUUUUUCAUUUCUGACAUGGCUUUAACGGAUGCACGAUUCAGAUGCAAGAGAGACUCAAACUCUGCGACACGCAAACAUGAAGCCCGGAGUUUGAUGCAUCAUCAUUAACAGGGUAUCACGGUUUAUUUGAGGGGAUUUAUGCAACAGAACUUGGUUUCUAAACCUCUGGAGAUCAGGUUUACACUCACUGUACUGUGUGAACGUGACUAUAAUCAUGAGUUUCAGCUUCUGUCUCUCUAAAAAUCAUGUUUUUUAUGCUCUUAUGCACUAAAAAUCAUAAUGCAUAUUCCCUACAUUAAUGCUCAGACACGAUCAGAGAGUUACUGAUAAUUCAGAUAUGCACAUUUAUGAUAUUUGCUUUCUGGAACAGCUAUAAAAAAAGUCUCAAUUUAAUAUUUUCAUAUUUCAAAAAUCCAUUCACAAAUUAAAAAAAAUAAUUCUAAUCAAAUGUUAUGAUUAUGAAUAAGGUAAUGAAUUGAUCAAUUGUUGUUUGUAAAUACAUCAACUUUUUGUGAAUGUGAAUUAGCUUUAGUUCGAGUUUAUUACAAUUUAUAAGUAAUGCAUUUAUUAUUUAAUUAAGUAUAGAUUUGCAAAAUUGAUAAGCUCAUAAUCUUAUUCAUAUUGACAAAAUAUGAUUUGCAAAUACACAAAUUUACAUCCACACACACACAAAAAAUGUGAAUUUGCUUGCGGAAAUGUGCAAAGAUACUUUAUUAUAUAUAUAUUUGCAAACAUAAACUGACAAACUCAUACCUAAUUUAUAUUCAGAAAAUAUGCAUUGCACAAUUAAAAAUUAACUAAAUGCAAAACCAAAUUCUUAAAUACAAAAGUAUGUUUGCGUCUUCCUGAAACCGAUUGAAUUCUUUGUAGAUUUGCUUGCAUUUAAGUAAAUAUUUAUAAUUUUUAUGUGAUGCAUUUCUAAGUGUUUAUUAAAAAUAUAAAUUUGCAUAUCCUUCUAAUUUAUAAGUAAUGUAUUUAUAAGUAUGUAUUUAUUAUAUUAUAAUUUUGCAUUUGUUUAAAAUGUAAAAGUAACUUUUAUUAUAAGUAUAUAACGGCAAACAUAAAAAGACAAACUCAUGACCUUUCAUAUUCACAAAAUAUGAUUUUUAAAUUCAAAACCUAGUUUAUAAACACAAGUAUGUUUGUGUCUUUUCUUACAUUCACAGAUUAUGAUUUGCACAAUAAAAUUUACAUCCACAAAAUAAGAUUAUGAAUAAUGAACUGGCUUUUUUUUGUGUGUGUGUGUGUGAAUGUGAAACAGUGUAUGCUUUUGUGAAUCAUAUUUGUUAAAUGAAUUCAUUUUGAGACUAUUUUAGCUCCAUUUGCUCUGGCCAUAAAAAUAAUUGCAAAAGAAUCAAUGUAGCAAACACAGACAUGCAAUUAACUUAAUUAUGAUGACUGACAACUGAGAACUUUGAUUUCACACUCGUCUCUGAAUCAGAACUGACUCCGGUUUCUUGACUGCGUCAAGGUUGUGUUUUACCUGAAGCCUGUGUGGGAUGUCAAAAGUCAUUUCUGCUAAAAAAAAAAAAACAUGAAACGUUACGAGUUAUUAAAUAUGUAAAUGUUCUUGGCUUUAUUUUUCAUAUUGCAUGAUCGUUCACAGCAGAAAGCUCUUUCUCUGUAAAACAGCAGUUAAAGCGUGAUGUUGAGAAGCUCGGCGCCUCCAAAUCUGUGAAAUAAAAUGUUGUAAAUACCUGAA
Cyprinus carpio (common carp) is the source of this 3118-nucleotide messenger RNA. Its product is annotated as testican-2-like. The record is from RefSeq and is a predicted model, not a curated record. The transcript is spliced from 11 exons. Gene Ontology annotation, molecular function: protein binding; calcium ion binding. The coding region runs from base 79 to 1329 and encodes 416 amino acids. Lineage: Eukaryota; Metazoa; Chordata; Actinopteri; Cypriniformes; Cyprinidae.